Molecule: messenger RNA, 639 nt
Organism: Medicago truncatula (barrel medic)
Lineage: Eukaryota; Viridiplantae; Streptophyta; Magnoliopsida; Fabales; Fabaceae
Exons: 2
Coding region: 1-639 (212 amino acids)
Source: RefSeq, a predicted model, not a curated record
AUGCGAAUGUUAGCAUAUGGCGUGGCAGCAGAUGCGGUCGAUGAAUACAUCAAAAUAGGAGGUACUACAGCAUUGGAGUGCUUACGUAGAUUCUGUAAAGGAAUCAUACGAUUGUAUGAGGAAGUGUACCUGAGAGCACCAAACCAAGAUGACCUUCAAAGAAUACUACAUGUUAGUGAAAUGCGGGGGUUCCCAGGGAUGAUCGGGAGUAUUGACUGCAUGCACUGGGAGUGGAAAAAUUGUCCUAAAGCAUGGGAAGGUCAAUUCACCAGGGGGGAUAAGGGAACCACCACAGUUAUUCUUGAAGCAGUUGCAUCUCAUGAUCUAUGGAUCUGGCGUGCCUUUUUUGGAUGUCCAGGAACGUUGAACGAUAUCAAUGUUCUAGACCGGUCACCGGUGUUUGAUGAUGUGGAACAGGGAAAGGCUCCACGGGUGAAUUUCUUUGUGAAUCAACGUCCCUAUAAUAUGGCAUACUAUCUAGCUGAUGGUAUCUACCCUUCUUAUCCAACUUUCGUCAAAUCAAUUAGACUUCCUCAAAGUGAACCUGAUAAGUUAUUCGCAAAACAUCAGGAGAGCUGUCGGAAGGACAUCGAACAAAUGGCAGGCGCAGAAGAAGCAUUGGCAGCAACAAUUUAUUGA